CGGGUCCCUUGUCUCCCUGUCCAAGAUGGCGGCCGCGGGCGGCGGCGCGGCGGGAAGCGGCGGGGUCGAGUGAGGCGGCCGUGGCCUGUCCCCAUCCUGCGGCCGCGACUCGGUGGCGGCGUGCCUUGUCGCCGCUGGGCGGCCCCGCAGUCGGGGCACGCCCGGGCCUGCUGCAGGGGCGGAGCCGCGGCUUGGCGUGAGGCUGGAGCCCACUCGGACCUUUUCCUAUAGAUGGGAACGGGGGAAGGAGCCCGGACGUGGCAACUCAUUCACAGGCUCCUGCAGGACCACCAUGGCUUAUGAUGGCACCAAGAAGAAAGAAGAGUACCUAGAGAGUCACCGAAGUGUUGAUGACGGGCUGGCACCUGGCAGGAUACAGCGAGAGAAAAAACGCUCAUACAAGGAUCUUCUGCAAGAGGAAGAUGAGAAGACAACUCAGGACAGUGAGUUUUUUCCAGGGUCAGAAUCUCACAAAAAGAAGAGAAAGCACUCCUCCGAUGAGUUCUGCUACAGAGGUGUCUUGCCUUUGGAUCUACCGUCAAAGAAGAAAAAAAAAGCAGCUUCUAGCCCAUCCUCAGCUGAUACAUCCAUGGAUUUACUCAAGACUAUCACCUCACCUUUGGCCACAAGCUCAAAGUCUUCAAAGAGGAUCUCUGAAAAAUCAUCUCAUUCUUCCUCUGGCCAUUCUGAAAGCAGAAAGGAGCAUCCCAAGAAGAAGCUGAGUGGGAGCAGUGGGGAGCACUCAGUGGAUGAUAGCAGUUCCCACAAAUCUAAAAAAAUGAAACCUCUUUACGUGAACACAGAGACACUUACUCUUCGUGAACCUGAUGGCUUGAAGAUGAAGCUCAUCCUUUCACCAAAAGAGAAAAGUAGUGCACCAGAUGAUGAAUCUUUAUCCUACUCUUCAGCACCAGCAGCUGCAAAGAAAUCUUCAAAGAAAUCAGUUCGAGAUGAGCAAGGCUCAUUCCUGCUGGGCCACGAUCUGCAGAGCUUCCUGAAGUCAUCCCGGAAAAAGCACAAAUCACCUCCAGACUCCCAUCCACCUUCUGAGAGUUUUGGUGCUGACACCUCCCUUCAUUCAGAGGGCCAUGGAAGCGAGUAUGAGAUCUCAGGUCUGGAGGCACCACCAGAAUCUGGUUCUUCUUCUGGUGGAGAGUUGGAGGUUGGAGAGCUAGUGAUAGAUGACUCCUACCGGGAAAUCAAGAAAAAGAAAAAGUCAAAAAAAAAUAAGAAAAAAAAGGACAAGGAGAAACACAGAGAGAAGAAGCACUCCAAGUCUAAAAAGAGUUCUGGGCACUCUCCUGUGGCAGUAGCAGAAGUAAGAGUGUCACCACCACCCCCCUAUGUUGUUUCUCCACCUCCUCCUGCUGUUUUUCACUCAGAUGGUCAAGGUGAAAAGAGGAGGAAAAAGGAAGACAAGGAGAAGGACAAGCCUUGGGAAAAGGAAAAGGAAAGAGAAAAGGAAAGAGAAAAGGAAAAGGAAAGAGAAAAGGAAAAGGAACGAGAAAAAGAAAAGGAAAGAGAGAAAGAGAAGGAAAGAGAGAAGGAAAAGGAAAGAGAAAAAGAAAAGGAAAGAGAAAAAGAAAGAGAAAGAGACAAACCAAAGAAGAAAAACAUGUCUGCUUAUCAAGUAUUCUGUAAGGAAUAUCGUACAACUAUUGUGUCUGAGCACCCUGGAAUAGAUUUUGGAGAGCUAAGUAAAAAACUGGCUGAAGUGUGGAAGCAGCUACCUGAGAAGGAUAAACUGAUCUGGAAACAGAAAGCUCAAUAUCUCCAACACAAGCAGAAUAAAGCAGAGGCCACCACUGUGAAGAGAAARGCAUCAUCUUCAGAUGGUGCACCAAAAAUGAAAGCUUCUCCAACAGGAGUGAUUUCCCCUCAUAAGAAAUCCCCCAGCRGCACCGUGGUGGUGCCUUCCUCACCAGCCAAAGUCCCUGAGACAGAUCCUAUUGAUGUAGCUGCACAUUUACAGUUGCUGGGUGAAUCUCUGAGCCUCAUUGGACACAGACUGCAGGAAACAGAGGGAAUGGUGGCUGUUUCAGGAAGUUUGUCAGUACUCCUAGAUUCAAUCAUCUGUGCUUUGGGCCCAUUGGCAUGUCUGACCACACAACUACCUGAGUUGAAUGGCUGCCCGAAGCAUGUUUUGUCAAACACACUAGACAACAUUGCCUACAUCAUGCCUGGACUUUGAUGGGAAAAGAUCCUGGGAUGUACUCAACCUCUGUGUAACUGACUUGUGUACAUGCACUACGCCAGCGCUCUCGAAGGGCUCCACGUGGAGRCUUUUAAAGUUUUAUAUAUAUAGUAUAUACAUAGGAUUGUAACUAUUUGACUUCUAUUUUAUGGAAAGUAUUGAAGUUAAGCUGAGAAAACCCUUUUGUGUUGGUGGGUGAAAUGUCCUCCAAUCUGCAAGUAUUCUGUAUGAAGAAUUCAGAAAGCUUUUGAGAUAUUUGCCUUAAAUUCAGAUUUAAUGGGGGAAGCAGACAGAGAAUGGACUUCUCAAUAUAAAGAAGAAAGCUGUCACCAUGAUAGUGGUCAUUGAAACAGGUAGCCCAGAGAGGUUUUGACUCUCCUUCCUUGAAAACUGAAUGACCAGCCUGCUCUAGUUGGACUUUCUUUAAGCAGGGAAAUGGAUCAGACAGCCUCCUAAUACCCCUGCCAAACUAAAGUGUUCUGAUAUUUCAUGGGCAGGUAGAGAUGAUAAUAUAUUUUGGACCAAGGARUAGAACUGAAUUCUUCACCAGCCCUAUUUGUAACUCUUUUUCUGUUUAAAAUACACUGCUUGAGGGGAAAGCUUAAUAGCUUUUUGCCUCUUGGUCACUUUUUCCAACCUCUCUUCAGUCAAUAAAAGUUGUCACGGUCAGCUGGCUGGUCUGGUAGCUGGCCUUUGAAGUGAAGACAAAAACAAGUUUAAUUUUUCUUUGUGGACUCAUACUCAAAUCAUCAUUAGCACAAUGUAUCAACCCAUUGCAUUGGCUUGAGAGAAUGAACCUCCUGCUGAUAUUUCCACAGCUUGGUCAGCCUGCUUUCAUGGAGAGGAAUACAGAAGCAGAUGGGAGAAACUUGGAUUGCUUCUGCCCAUCUUGCACCUGUUUGGUGAAAUGGCUCAUUCCCCCUCCCUUUCACCAGCAGUAUUGCAGGAGCUGUAAUGGUGCUGCUGCAAGGCAGUAACCAGUGGCCAAUUUGAAGCAGUUACGGCCAAAUAAGGCACAUGUGGGUUGAUUYGAUUGGUUUCCCUUCCUUCCAGCCACAUACUUGGAGUUUGGUUUUCUGCUCCUCUGGAAGAGGAGCUACAGGAGAAGACUUGAUUCCUGUUUAGGCUUUUGUCUGUGUGUAUGUAUGUGUAUGUGGUGUUCAUAUCAYAUGUAUUUAACUUUUACCAGUAUCUGUAACAGAUUUUUAUUUAUCCUGUAUAUUUCUCUGUGUGUGUGUAUAUAUUUAUAUAUAUAUACAUAAUUUAAAAGCAAAAACUCCUCCCUCAGCCAAUAGUGUGUGGAAAACGUGAAUCAAGUUUGCCUCACCUCACUUCCUGCAGGAAUCAACUCUGUAUAUAGUAGUAAGCAUUGGCAUUGUGUAAGGAAAUACCAGGAUUCUAAAUGUUUGUAGAAACAGGCUAUCUUUUAAAGGUUGUUAGAACAACUGAAAUAGCAUUUGACUCAGGAUUUACCAGCUCUGUAACAGGAAAGUUUUAAAAUAACAGAAGAGGCAUUUUUUUACUUACAAGUAAGUCUAGCUUCUGUUUUUCAGGACAGUUGAGAAUGAGCUGUCCCUCAUUGUGGCUGAGCCCUAAAUCAGAAGUAAAUUAAACCCUGGCAUGUGGAGGAGGAUUUUCCUCGCCAUGCCUCUGGUAUUUAUUACCCAGAUAUACCUGUACAAGGUAGUCUGUCUCUGACGGAUCUUUUCUAAGAGCAGUGAGGGGUUUUCUCAGUGCAGGAGGCACAGAAGGUUCGCAGACCACCAGACCAGAACACAUGCUUUAACAACCUAUGACAAAUCCUAAUAAACCUGGAAUUAGGAAGGGCCCAGGAAAAAGGAAGUCCAAUCCUGCUUCAGAUCCUGGCCUAUACUAAAGCAUCUGCUGUUGUGAGAGGCACAAAAUAACUGGCUCUUUCCAGCCCUUCAAAACUGAGAACAUUGUGGUGAAGGGAUAGAUCUGCUUUUGAAGAAA
Malurus melanocephalus (red-backed fairy wren) is the source of this 4168-nucleotide messenger RNA. RefSeq names its product HMG-box containing 4 (gene HMGXB4). NCBI's taxonomy places the organism in Eukaryota, Metazoa, Chordata, Aves, Passeriformes, Maluridae. The record is from RefSeq and is a predicted model, not a curated record. Bases 293 to 2191 code for a protein of 632 amino acids. The transcript is spliced from 11 exons.